Molecule: messenger RNA, 903 nt
Organism: Drosophila innubila
Lineage: Eukaryota; Metazoa; Arthropoda; Insecta; Diptera; Drosophilidae
Product: translocon-associated protein subunit gamma
Exons: 2
Coding region: 102-674 (190 amino acids)
Biological process (GO): SRP-dependent cotranslational protein targeting to membrane
Cellular component (GO): membrane; endoplasmic reticulum
Source: RefSeq, a predicted model, not a curated record
GUCACUUUGCCGAUUCAACUGCCUUCGUGUACGCUUUACUCUUAUUCUUCGUUUGUCUGGCUAAGUUGCUGUAACUUUCACUCAAAACACACAUACUAAAAAUGGGUUCUGGCAAGCAACAAAAAGUGCAAUCAUCUGGAUUCACAAAGGAGGAGGAGCUGCUGCUGCAGGACUUCAGUCGCAAUGUUAGCACAAAAUCGGCAACGAUAUUUUAUGGUAACGCUUUCAUCGUCUCGGCGCUGCCAAUAUGGCUAUUCUGGCGCAUUCACAAUAUGGAUUUGUGGCCCAGCUCCAUUUUGUUUGUGCUUGUGACCGCUGCUAGCACGUAUUUGAUGGCCACCGCCUACAAGAACAUAAAGUUCCAGCUGAAGCACAAGAUUGCUGUGCGUCGCGAGGAGGCAGUGACCCGUGAGGUGAACCGUCAGGUCGGCGAUGACAAGAAGGUCACACGCAAGGAGAAGGACGAGCGCAUUCUGUGGAAGAAGAAUGAGGUUGCCGACUAUGAGGCAACCACAUAUUCAAUUUUCUACAACAAUGCCAUCUAUUUGGCCAUCAUCAUCUUCAUCAGCUUCUUCCUGCUGAAGAAUGCCACGCCAUUUGUGAACUACAUCUUCUCCAUUGGUGUGGCCAGCGGUGUUCUGGCAUUAUUCUCCACCAGCGCCCAAACGAACUGAACAACUUCAUCAUUUACUUGUACUUGCAUCUACUACUCGUAAAGCUUAGGCCCAUUAAGAGAUUCUUUAUACCUUAAAAGUGCGAGACAACACAAAAUUCCAUACACUCGUCAGCAUUUUAGCAAUUUUGAAAAUAUCAAUUUUAUAAUGAAAUUGUUAGUCUUUCUUGUAGAAAGCGUAUUAUGAAACUUCCAUUUGCAAAAUGUUUUCAAUAAAUUUGUAAAAUCCA